GGGCUGGCAGGCCGUCCCCUGCCCGGCCUCCCCUUUUACGUUGAGGCCUCCAGUCCCGAGGCCCGCACCCGAGGCGGGAGCCCCACCUGGCGGGUUCCCCCGGCCCCACCCGGCCUGAGCCCCGCUCUAACUCUGCUAGACCCAGAACUUGAGGCUUGAGGUGCUUCCCUAAGUCUAGCCGAGGAAAAAGCUAUGCAGGAACAAACUCGGUCCUGCCCAGCGUCCGUUGGUAAAGCCCUGGGAAAUCCACUGCCGUAGCUUUUGUUCUGGAACCGUGAUAACGCAACUAUUAUUCGGUCAUCUCAGAAAAUGAGGACAUUUGUUCCUUUUCAGGACAUUUGUCCCCUGCCUCCACUGUUCUUAACAAAGACACUACUGCAUUUGAAGAUCUUUGAGCAAAACAGACAGAUUUAAUUUAGUUGAGUGAAAUCAAGCCGGGUAACCAUGGCUGAAGGUGGAUUUGAUCCCUGUGAAUGCAUUUGCUCUCAUGAACAUGCGAUGAGAAGACUGAUCAAUCUGCUCCGGCAGUCGCAGUCCUAUUGCACAGACACAGAAUGCCUCCGGGAGUUGCCAGGACCCUCCACUGACAACGGCAUCAGUAUUACCGUGAUCCUGAUGGCCUGGAUGGUGAUUGCAGUGCUCUUGUUCUUACUGAGGCCUCCUAAUCUUAGAGGCUCCAGCCUCCCUGGAAAGCCCUCCAGUCCUCACAGUGGACAGGAUCCACCAGCUCCUCCUGUGGAUUAAUGUUAUGAUGUGGGAAGCAGAGAUUGUUUAACACCUUGCACGACCAAAUGACUGAAGAUGACCAGAGUACUACUCCUAACCAUUUUUCCUUUUCCAUCUGCAAUUUGGGAUGAUAUUGUUUUCAUGAGCUUCUAGAAAUUUCACUUGCAAACUGACUUUUGCUUCCUGUGUUGCCACAGUUCUUAUUUACAGUAUACCUGAGUAAAUGAUUCUAUUGAAAAGUUCACGGGGCUUUGUUGGUUGGCCUAAGCUAAAACAUUCCACUGGUUCUCCUGGGAACUGUGAUCAUAAUGUCUGUGGUGGUUUCUGGCCCAACUGAAGGAAAAUUGACAUUUCUGCAUUUAAGUAUUUUAAGUGGUUUUGAUAGAUUUUAAUUCUUUUCAUAAGGUAUUUAUUUGGGGUUGUCUGAUAUGAGUGGCAGAGCCUCACUGUAGUUACUUUACCUUGGCAGUUUAUUUGUGGGUAGCAGUUUUCUGUAGUCCUUGGGACAGUGAAACUUCAGAACAUUCUCCUUCCAGCCUCUAGAUGAAAUCUGCCUGGCUUCGGCUGGCUUAUGUGGCUAGAAUAGGAAAAAUGAAUUGAUUAUUUACUGAUUUUUUUUUUAAUUCCCAUUGAAAAAUUUCUGAUGUUAAGAAUACUUUAAAUAAACAUGAUUGAUUAAUAUAGUGGUUGGUUUAGAAUCCGUUGUGUGUCAUUGAAAGCCACUGUACACUAGCCUUACACAGCUCAUGAAAGGAGAGUCAAUGCUUUCUGCCUUUGCCAGGUACAGUCUAUCCCAUACUAACUUGAGCUGUAUUUGUUUUUGAAGUGUGUGCCUCUCAGCAAGCUGCUCUUUCAUGCGAACGCUUCCCUGUUAAAAUGAAGUCAUCUUUCUUCUGUGUGUGUGGGCUGACAUUUUAAUACCCAUUUACCUUUUUGUUGUUGUUGUUGUUAUUGUUUUUGUUUUGUUUUGUUUUGUUUUGUUUUGUUUUGAGACAGGGUUUCUCCAUGUGUAGCCUUGGCAGUCCUGGACUCACAUUAUAGACCAGGCUGGCCUUGAACUCACAGUAAUCUGCCUGCCUCUGCCUCUCUGAGAAUUGGGGUUACAGACAUGCACCACCACACCUGGCUCCAUUUAAUUACUUUUAAAACCUUUUCCAUUUUCUUUUCUUUUUUAAUUUGUUUGAGUCCUUCUAAAUUUUUUUGCCCUUCUGACUUAUGAAGAAAAAAGCCAUUCCAAGGGAAAUGAGAAAAAUGACAGACUAUUUUUCUCACCUCUUGGCUCGAUUCUGUUUAAUAAUGGGAUGUGAAUGCCUUGGACUAAGAAGGAGCAUUGGUAACUGACAUUUUGAAAUGUGUUUAGAAAGUAAGAGGUUGCAUUGUUUUCCUCAGUUCAAGAGCAGUGAAUACAGUGGCAUCUGAACACACCUAGAAGGCCUAGACUAUUUUUUUUUCCUAGAAAGAAACUGCAAGUUCUUUGCCAGGGCCAGAACAUAUUUUGCUAUCACCAUAAGGAUGUUCCCUCCUUGGUCAGUAAGCUGUCACUGUACAGAUCCGAGAAACUGUGAACUUAAUAAAGUUCUCCAUCACUUCACCAUCGACAGGCUUGCGACCCAGUUGUGUGACACUGUAGUUAUUUUCCCUGUGUGAUGGUUAUGCUCUGGCCCGUGAGCAUUGCUGAAGGCAUCUCUUCAUCCUGUACUGUGAUACUGGCUGCUUCCAUUCCUCUGGGCUCACUCGGCUUCGUGCUCAACGCUUAAAAUACAUAACCCCUUCUCAGCUACUUAUGCUUACACAGGGGUGACAACCCAGGUAAGUUAAAUCCUGAACAAAUGAACAACACAGGGUAAAGGAUUUCUCUCUUGCAUGGCCAACCAGAAAUCUUCUGCACUUCAUUGCUAGUAGCCAGUUUAACCCCAAAACCAGAUAUGGCGGCAGUCUUGGGACCAGACUAAGCUACACAGUAAAUUUCAGGUGAACUUGGCUACACAGGAAGACCUUGCCUCAUAUAGGAAAACAUGGGUGAGGGACUUAAAGCUGAGCGAAAUUGAGAUGGCAUCAAAUGGAGCUGAAUUCUGUAGUGUUUCUUUUCCUGUCCUCAGCCUUUGAAGGCUGCACAUGUGUCCCAACAGUCUGUUAUAAGCUGCCGAAGCUAAACCUCAUGGAGAGCUGAGUCUGCCUCACAAGUAGUUGAGACUUUACCUUGGUGAAAAAAAAAAUGAAUGAAAUGGAGAUACAGAACAUCUAGUAUCAGAGACCAAGAAACAUGAACUCUUAUUCCAUGUGUUCAUCGAUCACAUUCACUAUUGUCUGAAUAUCUUGGCCUUUUCCUAUGUGAACCCUCUAUUAAGUUAGUAGUUUUUUAAUUAAGUUUUUUAAUCCCUUAAAGGUUUUCCUUUCUGACAUAGAAAAGGCCUAGUUACAUGUUCACCAGAAAUAUAUAUGAUCACAAUUGUAUAGAAAAUAUGAUCCAUACAUUUCAAUGCCUCUUAAACAGUUGAAUUUCUUUGAAAAGUACUUGGCCUUGGGUUUUUACUUUUUAUUCUUUGAUAUUUUGUUUUCUUUGAAUUUUUUUCUAUAUUCCUAAAAUAAUGGUAUCCUGCAGAGAAUAUUAGUAUUAACCUAACUAAUAAUUUAUAUUAUUCUCUUCUUGAAGCUUCUACAUGUGGCUCUUUAAUCGAGCAUAUACUUACAGCAUUGUUUGGCUUGCAAACAUUUACUUGAUCUGUAGCUACAACCCUGUUAAAACAGAAAGCUUACAUUCUUGUCCCUUUGGGCCAUUCAUACUACCUAGAAUUCAUUUGAGAGUCCCUUCAUACUGCUUUAUGCAAACUCUAGUUUUGUUUUUCUUUUUUCCACAUGGGAGAGGUUAACAUUGGGACUGUUUAUAGCAGAAGAUUUUAUCAUGUAUCUAGACACUGUCCCAUGUAAGCAUGUUUUACAAUGCGCAGAGAUUCUCCAGAGUAGCCAUUGAGUAUCACUGUCCCACAGAUCCAUUUAGUUUCUGUGAUAGUGUUUAUAGAAUUAUUAAUCUUAGAUUUUUAAAGAAAUUGUGAAAGUCUGUCACUCUAAAUGAAAGUUUAUCUCCCAGUGAUUUUGUGCUCAAGUUUGACCAGCUCAGCUUAAAACACAAAACAGCAACUUGAAGAAGGAAAUGACAAAUGGUUUAGAAUUUGUCUUUGCAAUAGAAAAUAGGGAGAGUCUUAUAUUUCUCAAUGAAGAAUCCUGUGUAUUUGUUACAUGUCCAGUGAUUAUUUUGUUAAAGGCAAAAGUGGUCAUGUAAUGUACUAACUGUGAUUUGCUGUUUCUAAAUGUUUUAAUCAUGCCAAACAAAUCAGUCCGUGCCAUUUGGCAUCUGUUGUUAAUCUUUUACUGGGUACUUGGAUUGGGGUAAAGGGCUUGUACUAUGCACUUUUUAUUAAUGAAUAAAUAGAAAAUGUUAGUAA
Messenger RNA from Meriones unguiculatus (Mongolian gerbil), 4169 nucleotides. RefSeq names its product small integral membrane protein 14 (gene Smim14). The record is from RefSeq and is a predicted model, not a curated record. NCBI's taxonomy places the organism in Eukaryota, Metazoa, Chordata, Mammalia, Rodentia, Muridae. The transcript has 6 exons. Gene Ontology annotation, cellular component: endoplasmic reticulum. Bases 445 to 744 code for a protein of 99 amino acids.